Toxorhynchites rutilus septentrionalis is the source of this 1165-nucleotide messenger RNA. RefSeq names its product gastrula zinc finger protein xFG20-1-like. Gene Ontology annotation, biological process: regulation of transcription by RNA polymerase II. The transcript is spliced from 3 exons. Gene Ontology annotation, molecular function: DNA-binding transcription factor activity; RNA polymerase II cis-regulatory region sequence-specific DNA binding; zinc ion binding. Lineage: Eukaryota; Metazoa; Arthropoda; Insecta; Diptera; Culicidae. The coding region runs from base 120 to 1127 and encodes 335 amino acids. The record is from RefSeq and is a predicted model, not a curated record. Gene Ontology annotation, cellular component: nucleus.
ACUCUCUCCAUUGAUAUUUGUUUUUCUCUCCGGUUAUCAAUGACAACUGUGAAUUAACAUCACAGAGCUACAUUUCCAGGUGCUUUGCGUAUUUCCUGAAAAUCAAUCAUCUAUCGGAUAUGAUUGAAUAUAACAACGAGAUUUUGCGCGAGAACUAUAAUAAGAUUUGUCGAUUUUGCUUAUCGCAAGAUGAAUGUUUACAAAUCCUGAACAGUAGUGGGAUUAAUGAAAACCUCGUGAAUGUAGUUGAGUUUAUCGUUUCAAAGGUGGACGAGAACGAUGGUUUACCUAACAACAUAUGUAUUCAAUGUGUUCAAAUCGUGGUCAGCUAUACUGAAUUCGAAUUACGUUGUCAGGAAGCCUACGAUAUUUUGCAGCAAGUAAAUCGUUUUCAUACAGAUUCGGAAGAAGGAAUAGACAAAAGUAGCGAGCAUGUCGUACUCCACAACGACAUUGAAAGUGACCAUAACGAGAUUAUAUACGAAUCCAAGAAUGAGUUGACCGUGAGUGAACACCUUUCGAGCUGUGCCUAUAAAUCUCCGGAAGUACUAGAACCUGACAAAGGUAUCCAAGCAAAAGUAACAGAUUCUAUCAAACAGCCAGGAACCACUGUCAAAAAAGGAAAAAUUUGUCCGGUUUGUGGGAAAAUCGUUUCUCAGCUAAGCAAACAUCUUCCGACACAUUCUAGCGUAAGGAAAUACCGUUGCCCCCACUGCUCCAAGAGAUUCGCUCACGAUAGCACGUGCAAAAAGCAUAUAAGAUCUGUUCAUCUCAGAAUCAAAAAAUACCAUUGUGAACUCUGCUCGGAAUCAUUCGCAGAUCGUAGCUCUAUGCGUUAUCACGAUUUAGCAAAGCACAGGAACGAAAAGAAAUUCACUUGCACUUUGUGUGAUAAGUCUUACUAUACAUCCACGGGAUUACAGCAACAUAACAGUUUAAGCCACGAACAGCGCAAAUAUAGAUGCGAGGAGUGCGGGAAAAUGUUUGCAAUGAAAUAUCACCUAAAAGAACACGAAAGGACUCAUUCCGAUAGCAGACCAUUCGAAUGCACGCAUUGCAGCAGAACUUUCAAACGAGUAAAAAACUUGAAAGAACAUUUAUCCACACAUAGAGAUGAAGUUCAGUGAACGAGAAAAAAUGGGAAAUAUAUAAAGCUGCAAAAGUA